UGAACAGCUACAUCGGCGCGAUGGUCCAGGAGAUCCUCUCGCACAACGGCGACGUGCUGAAAUUCUCCGGCGACGCGUUCAUAGUCAUGUGGAAACUUGAGGAGGGUAUGAUCAUGCGUGACAUCGCGAUGGAAGCGAUACAAACCGCGUGUAUCAUACAGAAGCACUUCGGCACUUACGACACCGAUGUUGGCGUCACCCUGAAAGUGAAGCUUGCCAUCGCUUCCGGGAAAACGUACUUCACGUCUAUUGGCGACCCGAAAACGAUGUCACACUAUUUAAUCACUGGUAGACCGGUUUGGGACGUAAAACUUGCCGAAGGACUAUGUCGGGGUGGUGAUAUCCUCGUGACACCCAGCAGCUGGCAAUGGGCGAAUCCCAACGAAUACAUUUACGAGAAGUUACCAGACGGCUUUCACACGCUAAUCAUAGCUUGCUCGGGGAUGUGGUAUCAAUCUAGGACGCAUGAUAUCAUGUCUUGCAAUCACGACGGUGCAGUAAGGCCGAAAGUCAUAAAGGUGGCCAAAGCACACCUGAAGGAUGCGCUGAGGAGCUACUUGCUUCGACCGGUAGUGCGAUCCAUAGAAAUGGACGAGCCGCUGGAACAUCUUACAGAGAUGAGGCAGGUGGUCAUAGUCUUUAUCAACGUCAUCACGGCAAAUAUAGAGAAGAAAGGACUGAUCUCGCUCGUCAACGAGGCCUACAAGUUGGUCUGCGGGAUAGUCGGUCAGAUGCAGGGAUGCGUGAACAAGAUGUCCCUCUUCGACAAGGACCUGCUAUUCCUUUGCAUAUUCGGACUACGUGGCUACAAACACGAGCUGGAGUCGCAGAUUGGUCUGAGAUGCGCCACGAAGGUGCGACAAGAUCUACUAGCGAUGAAGAACAUAAAAUCCGUAACGGUUGCCGUUACCACCGGGAUGACAUAUUGCGGCGUGGUCGGCCACGUUUUACGUAGAGAAUACACCGUGAUAGGAAUGUCGGUGAACAAGGCAGCGCGUUUGAUGGUCGCAUACAGCAACAAGGUAAUAUGCGAUCGCGAAAGUUUCCUACAUUCUCGUCUCGAAGCGAGGCAUUUUAUAUUGCAAGAGCCGAGACACCUGAAAGGAAUUACGAACGUCGGACCUGUCUACGAGUUUCAGGAACAGACGAAACACAUUGAAUCCGAAUUAACAUGGAGCAAGUAUCCUCUGCUAGGACGAGAAGCGGAAAUAAAGAUCUUCCAACAAAUCCUAACGAAUCUGAUGAAGUACUCUGCGGUGGACAAAACAGCGCAACGCGAUUUGAGGGUCGAAUACAACACGCUGGUUAUAAAGGGCAAACCGCGGAUCGGCAAGACGAGAUUGUUAAAUGAAAUCGCGCAGAACAUUCCCGCGGAAAUCCCGUGCAACUUCAUCUCCUUAGUGAUGAACGACGCUAAGGUCUCUUACAGCCUGAUCCACCUGAUCUUUUCCAUGCCGUUGGGUUUCAACGUCACUUCUACGGCGAAGGAGCGCGAGGAUAAACUGGUUUCUCAACUGGGCCACGUACGGCAACCCGAGUUUCUGUGCGCCCUCAAUCAACCCUUCAACGUGCACUUCGCAAUGAACGCGCGGUACAAAGCGUUGUCCGAGAAACAAAAGCACAACGUGCUGCAGAAGUUUCUGCUCAAACUGAUGCGGGAUUGCUUCAGGAAGCUGUGGGUAGUGAUUAUCGACGAUGCCGAGUACAGCGACAAUGAUUCCAUGCUACUGUUCGGCACGAUGGUCCAAUUGAACACGGUGUUCUUCGUACUUAGCGUUGGACAUAAGCUCAAUGCCCAGUACGAAGUGCACCCAGCUGUCUUGAAAAGAGCCCAAGUGAUUGAACUGAAACACCUAGACAGAUGGUACCACGCAGCACUCGUGUGCCAGAUUCUCAAUGUCAGCGGAAUUCCUGCUGAACUCGAAAAAUUGAUCCAAGAAAAAAGUUUCGGCAAUCCGGGGUGGAUAGAAAGUUAUUUGGUGAGCCUUAUGCAAUCUGGCAGCCUCGUAAUAAUGCACGUCCGCCGAGCGGAAGCCGAGGAGAUAGGCUACAUACUUCCUCCCAUCUCUAUGCUGAAAAAGUUUGUCUUCAAUCUUAAAUUUAAAAUAAUCGAUGAAGAAUCAAUCACCGUAUGCAACUUUGCGAAAGGAUUCGUGCCAGAGGAGGGAAACACUGAAAUGACAAUGGACGCCAUUCAGAAGCUCUUUGAUCUUCGAAUUUUUGGAUGCGCACGAGGAGAUUUUACUACGAGUACCAGACCGCUAAUAUUUUAUAGAAACGUAAGGAAAGCUAGCGUCGAGGGGGAACUCGAAUGCGAGUGUGUGGCCCUCGCAAUACCAGGAAAGGAAGACAUGAUAUUGGCGGCGAUAUUGGAGUUUGUUGAAGUCUGCUUGAUAGGCUACAACAUACCUCAGGCCCGCAGACUUUUACACGACGCUGAAGUUCUCCUAAAGAAAAUGUUCGAGAGCAACAAGGAAGAAGUGGUGGUCCUAUCUUAUCUCAUGGCAAAGAUCCAGACGCUUCAAGGUAGAUGUUAUCUGGAAAACGGCUUGCUCUCCGAAGCGAAGAAGAAACUAAGAGAGGCAAUCAAUAGUUUAGGCUACAAUUUUCCAAGUUACGAAGUUCUGAUCAACUUGGAGACAACAAUUCAAUACGAAUUACUAAAAUGGCGUUUGACCUGUCCUAUGCGAUGGAAAAUCAAUACCACCGAUGAACAAAGUAUGGAUUACAUCGAGCUGCUGGCUAAUUGCUUGGCACAGAUGUUUGACGUUUUCAGAGGAACAAGAGGAAUGAAGAAACAGACACGUCUAGCGGCCAUAUGGAGCUUAAAUGCUGCGCUGGAUUCAUCCAGAAAUUUUUACAUACUCUGUGCUUCCUUCUCGAACAUGAUGAUCACUGCGCAUGUUUUUAAAAACAAAUCGAUCAUAUCCUGUUUGGAAAACAGAGCUCUCAAUAUCUGUGCGAAGAAGCGGCACUCCCUUGAAUUUCAAGAGCUCAACGCUAUUGCGGAGGUUUAUGCGGGUGUAUUUUUCUUGCGAUGGUCGAGAGGAGAGAUUAGUAAAGCGAUCAGGAUCGGUUUUAUCACAAUAAGGAUGGCACAAACUUUGGACUCUACAUUUCUCAAAUUACUCAUAUUACCGAGAUUAGCGCAUCUGCUUAUGAUUACGUGUCGUCAUUCGGAGGCCGUAGCUUUGCUAAGAGAAUUGGAAUUUGUGUCGCAAAACAAUUUGGACAAAUCGGGCCGCACUUGGUACUACGCUAGCUGCGCGGACAUGCAACUCGACACCGGUUUUACGAUUCUCUCGUUUCAAAAUUGCGAGCAAUACUAUCUCCGAGAAGGGGAGAGCAUCAUCAGCCUUCAAGAUCCCGAAGCAGAGAGACGAUACUUUACCUCGAUGUGGUUGUGGUGCAUCAGAAUGCAACAGUGGGAAGCUACAAAAGUUUGGAAUAGUAGGAAUCUGACAGUCGAAAGCGCGGUGGACGAGCAUAAAGUGGCAGCAACGAUUACCGCAUUGAAAAAAUUAGAAGGUCUGCUACUUCUGUACGUAGGGGAAGUUAGUAAUAGGAACAUUAGCGCACUAAAUACGAUGGCGGAAAUUAAAAGACAACUUAAAGACAUCAAGAAAAAUAUAAAAAUGGUGAAAAUUGCAAUCCCCAGGUAUAUGUUGUUGAAAGCUUACUAUUAUAUGAUUCAGUCGCAAAAAAGAGCUGCACUGAAAAUGCUACGGCGGACGAAGAAAUUAUCCAUGAAAGUGGACAACAGAAUGAUUUAUACGUGGGCAAAUCAUUGUCAACAGGCUUGGCUGGGCGUCAUGUCUUCCGUACGCGAGAAUUUGUGGAAAGAAAAAUCUGCGAGCAAGCUAGAUGACGAAUGGGAUGAGAUAGAUGCCAACGACUCGACAGUAGUGCCUUUUACAUUUCCGUUGCCGCGAUAUGUUCUAUGAGUGUCUAUAAUCGUAGCGCCACAUGUGUAUCAUAACGGAUAUAUAUUUACAUUAAUGCAUAUACAUUAUAGUUACAAUUUAUCAUUAAUUAAUUUAAUUUCUGAAGAGUUAAUAAUGGGCACUAACCCGUAAAGUUAAAAAUUCAGUUUGAAAAUAUUACAAUAAUCGUUCACUGUAAUUUGUUUAUUUCAUAAUAUACAUCAUUAAUCUA
Molecule: messenger RNA, 4155 nt
Organism: Ooceraea biroi (clonal raider ant)
Lineage: Eukaryota; Metazoa; Arthropoda; Insecta; Hymenoptera; Formicidae
Product: adenylate cyclase type 10
Biological process (GO): intracellular signal transduction; cyclic nucleotide biosynthetic process
Cellular component (GO): cytoplasm
Molecular function (GO): adenylate cyclase activity
Source: RefSeq, a predicted model, not a curated record